GAAGAAAUGGAUACAGGAAAUCAUUCUGUAACUGAGUUCAUUCUUCAGGGGUUAACGGAUGAGCCAGUGCUGCAACUUCCCCUCUUCUUCCUGUUCCUCUUCAUCUACUUGGCCUCCAUGGUAGGAAACUUGGGGUUAGUUUUUUUAAUUAGAAUCAGUUCUCAGCUUCACACCCCCAUGUAUUAUUUUCUCAGUAACUUAUCCUUCGUAGAUCUCUGCUUCUCUUCUGUCAUAAUUCCCAAGAUGUUGGUGAACUUCGUGUCAGAAAAGAAUUUUACCACUUUUCCGGAGUGCAUGACUCAGCUCUUUUUCUUCUGCUUCUUUGGUAUCGAUGACUCUUACAUGUUGACAGUUAUGGCAUAUGAUCGUUAUGUUGCCAUCUGUAACCCUUUGCUGUACAAUGUCACCAUGUCCCACAGAGUCUGUUUUCUGCUUGUCACUGGUGUGUACAUAGUGGGAAUUGUGGGAGCUUUGGUUCACACCAGCUACAUAUCUGGUCGAUUUUUCUGUGGAACAAACAUCAUCCACCAUUACUUCUGUGACAUUCUUCCCCUUUUAAGCAUCUCUUGCUCAAGAGACUACACCAAAGAGCUUUUGGUGAUGGUUUUAGUUUCAUUCAAUGUAUUUGCGUGUGCUAUAGCCAUCUUAAUCUCAUAUGCCUUCAUUGUUUUCAGUAUCCUGCGUAUCCACUCAGCUGAAGGCAGGUCCAGAGCCUUCAGUACCUGCAGCUCCCACCUUUCAGCCGUUGGGGUCUUUUACGGCUCUAUCAUCUUUAUGUAUUUCAAACCAUCAUCUGUCAGUGACACAACCCAGGAGAAGGUGGCCUCUGUAUUUUAUACUACAGUGAUUCCCAUGCUUAAUCCCUUGAUUUAUAGCCUUAGAAACAAGGAUGUCAAAGAAGCACUAAAAAAAGUUGUGAAUGGUGGGGUAUUCUCUAGGUUUGUUUAA
This is a messenger RNA of Echinops telfairi (small Madagascar hedgehog), 948 nucleotides long. RefSeq names its product putative olfactory receptor 8G3. Bases 7 to 948 code for a protein of 313 amino acids. Lineage: Eukaryota; Metazoa; Chordata; Mammalia; Afrosoricida; Tenrecidae. The record is from RefSeq and is a predicted model, not a curated record. Gene Ontology annotation, biological process: G protein-coupled receptor signaling pathway; sensory perception of smell. Gene Ontology annotation, molecular function: olfactory receptor activity; G protein-coupled receptor activity; odorant binding. The transcript has a single exon. Gene Ontology annotation, cellular component: membrane.